AUGCGCGCCUGGCUGCUUGUGUGUGCGGCGCUCGCGCUCGCGCCGGGCCGGCCGCGCGCCGCCAGCGCCACGCCCGCCGCGACCGCCGCGCCCCCUGCGCCACCUGCGCACACGGCGCACACGGCGCACUCGACUCACACAGCGCAUACAGCGCACACUUCGCACUUAGCGACCAUUACGCACACUACGCACGACUCGCAGACUGCGCACUCCGCGCACCAAGCGCACUCUGCGCACUCAGAACACAGUGCGCACCCGCACACCCUCGCGGAUCCCGCGCGACUCGACCACAUCAAGACACAAAUACUCGCAAAGCUGGGGCUGCGCACGAGACCGCGGCCGCUGGGCGCGCCGCCACGGGACGUGGUGCGGCAAAUCCUGGCGCGCGCCGCCGACACGCACACGGAGCGCCCACCAGAAGAAGACCACAGUAUGCGAGAGAUCAUCGCUAUUGCACAUAGAGGUUUGAACAUCCUGCAAACAAUACAACAAACAAAAGUUCACAAAUCAAGUUGAUAAAGGUUACACCCAUCUUGGUAUACUUGCUAACACUAUAUUUGAUCUGGCACAAUUUUCAUUGAAUUUUGUACCUAAUAUUAAUCAAGUUCUGUCUACAGAUAGUGGCUGAAUAAAAUCAGAAAUACUAAUAACCUCACCCAGUUUAGUCAUUAUAUUUCAAUCUUCGAUAAAUUUCGUAACUUCAUCUAAUUUCUUGAUUAAAUAAUUACUGAGAUUUACUUAAUAUAUCUUCUUUAGUCAACGUUUUCAUCAAACAACGUAAAUUAAUAGACCGUGAGACUCUAUUUAAAUCCCCAUUCGCCUACAAUUCCUUACUAUAGUUCAUUAUCAGAUAAUUUAUUUUACUGAUGACCGUUUUAAAUUAUCAUAUGUUCGUAU
Molecule: messenger RNA, 897 nt
Organism: Papilio xuthus (Asian swallowtail)
Lineage: Eukaryota; Metazoa; Arthropoda; Insecta; Lepidoptera; Papilionidae
Exons: 2
Coding region: 1-516 (171 amino acids)
Source: RefSeq, a predicted model, not a curated record